Fonsecaea nubica is the source of this 801-nucleotide messenger RNA. RefSeq lists its product as hypothetical. The transcript has 3 exons. The coding region runs from base 1 to 801 and encodes 266 amino acids. NCBI's taxonomy places the organism in Eukaryota, Fungi, Ascomycota, Eurotiomycetes, Chaetothyriales, Herpotrichiellaceae. The record is from RefSeq and is a predicted model, not a curated record. Gene Ontology annotation, molecular function: oxidoreductase activity, acting on the CH-OH group of donors, NAD or NADP as acceptor.
AUGACGACAUUUCAAGAAGUCAACGGCACGGCCGUAUACAGUGACCUGAAGGGCAAGGUUUUCGUUAUUACAGGUGCAGCCUCGGGCAUGGGCCGGACAACGGCUCUGAUGCUUGCUCAACAAGGCGCCCAUGUUGGUCUUCUGGACCUGCGGAAGCCCGACGCCGUCCUCGCCGAGGUCGAAAAGCUGGGCGGAAAGGGCAUUUCGAUUGAAUGCAACGUUCAAAAGGCCGACAUUGUCGACGCCGCGGUCAAGGAGGUAGCGGAGCGUUUCGGCAGACUGGACGGCGCCGCAAACAUGGCGGGCUACGUCGGUCACCAGGGCUUCUUUGGAAAGGGAUACGCUCUCGACGUGCUGAAAGACAAUGACUGGGACGAUAUGCUGGCGACUAACUUGAACGGCGUCAAGAACUGCGUGCGAGCAGAGCUAAAUAACAUGAAGGGCCAUGGGUCCAUUGUGAACGCGGCCAGCAUUGCAGGCCAAUAUGGUCCCGAGUUCAAUGCGCCAUACUCUGUGGCCAAGUGGGGGGUCAUUGGUCUUACCAAGUGUCUCGCACGCGAAGUCGGUACAAGAGGCAUUCGAGCAAAUGCACUUGCCCCAGGUAUUAUUCGCACAGCUCUUGCAGAUCAGCUGGGAAAUCCCGACCAAGUGAAUGAGGUCUUGGUGAAAAAGACGGCUCUCAAACGUAUAGGUGAACCUGAAGAGGUGUCGAGGGUGAUUUUGUUCUUGUUCAGUGAUCAAUCAGCAUAUAUCUCUGGAAGCGUCAUUAAUGUUGACGCGGCGAUUGAAAAAGGCUGUUAA